CUAUACUACAGUUUUGCAUUAUUACUGAAGUGAAUAUAAUUUUCCUUUAAAUUGUAAAAAUUUUGCAAUAGAAAUUUCUUAAAAGAAACACUGAUCGAUUCCCGAAGACUACAAACUCAAAAUCGAAACAAGCAAACAUAAAGAAAACAAACUUUGGAUGCUCUGGAUGCUGGAAGACUAAGGAGGUGUUAAGUUCUAUAUUGCUUGGUAAUUUUCAAUGGACAAUAACCCAACACCAGGAACACCAGACAAUGGCGAGGAUUUCCUAAGCCGUAAUAUACUUUUUUUACGAGAAUUUGGUGCAGAACAGGUGAGAGUUGUUUUCCGAAGUGUCCUGAGAGACUUUAAUCAACCAAAUGAAAUGCCUGUAAUCAGAAGAAAACCAGAUUUAAGAAUAUUUCGCCAUACAAUGAUGUACAAAGAAAUUAAAGCGCUAUGUGGUUUGCCAGCGACCAGCAAAAAACCUAGCGAAAGCUGGUCUUUGACGCGAGCUUUAAUGAAACGUGAAAAUGGCAUGACGGGAUUUCGAACAGGGUCAUUCACAGAUAAUCAACAACGACGCAUUGCGAAUCUGUUCAUUCCCAACAAAAAAAUCGACCGUUUGAUGUCACUUGAGUCCAAAAUAUUUGUAUGCAAGUUCAAUUCAGAUGGAAGCAAACUGAUCACUGCCUCCCAAGAUGACAUUAUUCGUAUAUUUGAUGCUUCCAAAGGCACAUAUUACCGCAUUAAACGAUCCGAAAUGAGAAACGUUAAUUCGAGUAUUUUAGAUAUAGAUUUUAGUCCAUGCAGUCGUUAUUACGCAUACUCUACCUGUUUAAACUAUUUUUUUGUGGUGCCGACGGAUUCAGCCUCUAAUCACAUUCAGUUGUAUGAUGUAAACAUAGGCCGUAAUCGGACAGCAAUGUUUUCAAUACGAUUUUCCCCUUCCGAUGGAGGACGCACCCUAGUUGGUGGUUGUGAUAAUUCCACAAUUUUUAUAUGUGAUCGAGAAACUAGCUCUGUGCGAGCUCUUCGAACCCAACAUUUCUCAUCUGUAGACAUAAAUGCAAUCAGUUACGUUAGCGAUCAAGAUUCCAAUCUGGUUGUCAGUGGUUGCAGUAACGGUUUUAUUAAAUUAUGGGACUUACGAUGCAAUUAUCGUGCAGAUAAAUCCGCUAGCGUUUUCGUGGGACAUCUUGAUGGUAUCACGUACAUUGAUCCUCGCAACGAUGGCCACUACCUAUUGAGCAAUGCGCGCGACCAAUGCAUCAAAAUUUGGGAUAUACGCCAACCGACACCAAAUAGCCAAGUACAAAAAAAUCCAACUAGCCCCCUAAUAGAAUGGGAUUAUCGCUGGGGUCAACCACCACGGGAAUACUAUAAUCCAAAAGUAGUUUUAGAUGGCGACGUCAGUAUAAUGACCUAUCGAGGGCACCGGGUGUCAAAGGCUCUGUUACGUGCUAAAUUUUCACCUAGACUUCAAACUGGUCAACGGUACAUUUAUACAGGUUGCAGUACCGGUAGGAUUAUUGUUUAUGACGUACUCACAGGCAAUAUAAAGGAGGCUAUCGAGAGUCAUCGCAACGUGGUUAGUGAUCUAGAUUGGCAUCCACACCGUUCGGAAAUAGUCUCAGCAUCGUGGGAUGGCCACGUGAAACUCAACGGAUAUCGUAACAAACCUAAUCUUAAACGACACAAUCCAGAGAAAACCAGUCGUCCGCUACGCAGAUCUCGGCGUAUAGCCGACAGACAAAGACAAUCGUAUGAAGAAAGCGAUGAAGGUGACGAGCUUAACAAUUGGUAGCAUGCAUUUUAAGAGAUUUUCGUGAGGAUGCAAUGCAGAGAGUACGUACAAGAACUUACCCAGUUCACAUACAUAA
Molecule: messenger RNA, 1859 nt
Organism: Glossina fuscipes
Lineage: Eukaryota; Metazoa; Arthropoda; Insecta; Diptera; Glossinidae
Product: DDB1- and CUL4-associated factor 11
Exons: 7
Coding region: 218-1783 (521 amino acids)
Biological process (GO): proteasome-mediated ubiquitin-dependent protein catabolic process
Cellular component (GO): Cul4-RING E3 ubiquitin ligase complex
Molecular function (GO): protein binding
Source: RefSeq, a predicted model, not a curated record